Molecule: messenger RNA, 303 nt
Organism: Fusarium venenatum
Lineage: Eukaryota; Fungi; Ascomycota; Sordariomycetes; Hypocreales; Nectriaceae
Source: RefSeq, a predicted model, not a curated record
AUGAUCCGUUGGUAUGGACCUGAGCGUUUCAACGAGCUUUGGGGUUUUCUGUCAACUGGAUUUCCAAAGGAACUCCUGGAUCAAGAAUCAGCAAAACAGUUCCCCACGGGGUGUGAAGAUGAUCCAACGACACCGGACAGCCCAGGGAAGCUCGCGGAGCUUCAGCAUGAGCUUCUGGCGGAGGAUCAUGCUGUGCGGAAUAUGAUGCAUUGUGUUGUGUGUGAGGAUGAUUUGUUUUACUUUGUGCCCAACAACUACUCGGACUUGGCGAACAUAGGUCCCUUUCCAUGGCAUCUGGAAUAG